Molecule: messenger RNA, 1596 nt
Organism: Acanthoscelides obtectus
Lineage: Eukaryota; Metazoa; Arthropoda; Insecta; Coleoptera; Chrysomelidae
Source: the annotation of a GenBank genome assembly
AUGGCACAAGUUCCUAGCGUCGAGCCGGGUCAGAUUACCCUGCAAACCCUGAUGAAUAUCAGGAAGUAUGCAGAGGGUAUCAACCCAGGGGUGAGUAGCCGUGUAACAGCGGCGGACUACGAAAGUAUCGUAGUUUCCACUGUCCAGCACCUCAGCGGCCUUUUGCUGAGACGUGUAAGUUACACGCCCCCUGCCUCCUUGGUCAAGGAGUUGUCGGAGACGGUCGGUUCCCUUUCGAGGGCAUGUGCCGACCUGUCGUCCGCGUCUCCCGUGGUUGCGAAGAAAUCUUCGCAAGCACAAACCAAGGGGUCAAGAAAGACUACUGCCAAUCCUCCUCCAAAAAAGGGUGGAAAGGCAAAGUCUCCCAGCAAGUCGGGUUCGGCAGAUCAGAAAUCUGUCGCUCCCGCUGGAGGCUCCGGGCGCCAGGGCCCGAGUUCGACGAAAGGUCUCCGGGACCAGGUUCUGCGAAACGCUCUUAGAGCGAUGCGAACCUGGGGGCCAGUCCUUAAAUAUUUAGGGAUUAGCGAACAGGAGAUUCGUCGUAGCGUAGCGGAUAUCCCGCUUAAGCGACUUGAAGGGCAGGAUAAAUCUAUCCCGCCCCUCAUACGUAUUGGUGUGAUCACAGAUGAUCACAUCAAACGUCUUGAGGAGGAGAAGGGCUCAUGGGCCCAGGAAGUGGAGGAUGCCGAGGUGCUAAAGCACCUCGAGUAUCGUAUCCAGGCCGCCAAAGGAGUGUGGCAAAGGCUAAAUGCCCCCGCACCCUCCAGUGGCGAGCCGGCCGUAACAUUACGGACCGGCUACCUGGCUCCGUCCUGGGUUCCUAAAACCCCUUAUGGUAACUUACACCAGAAUCUGAAAGGAUUAGAUGAAGAGACACGACUUGCAUCAGUGUCUAACCCAGGUGCAUCGUGUAGUGAAGCUGUGGAGUUUCCCUCCACAGCUUCCGCCAGGGCUGGUGAACUCACUCUGCCACCAACAAGCAAAGACCAACAGCACGAAAGCGCUCUUGACGAACCACCUAGUGCACACAGCAAACACGCGUAUGCAACCGUCGAUAAUUCCAUGCCAGGAAGCUGUGGAGCGAAAGCCAGGGUUGGAGAACUCACUCUGCCACCAACAAGCAAAGACCAACAGCACCAGAGCGCUCUUAGACGAACCACCUACUGCAUGAAUAACUGCUUAACGCCCCAACAGCAGCUGUUGUUAGCACUGCACAAUGGAAGUUUUUUAACUGUUGCUGGAAAUUUUGCUGGGGUUUCCAAAUCAACUGCAUCCAAAACAGUCCGAAGAUUAAAGAGUCAGGUUACGGAGAGAAAGUGGUCGGACGAAGAUGAGGAAGCGAGCGACAGCGCACCCGAUGAUUUCCUUAAAUUGAUACAGGAAUAUGUUGCACGUGAAGCUAGUAUAGUGGAGAAGAAUGUUCCUAUGGGUGGAGACAAAGUUAAGAUUUCCAAAGCUUUUGAGAUACCUAAUGAGAUUGUGUAUACUCAAACGCAUUGUUACGAAAUUACCUUGAAAGGAAAGAAUGAAGUGGUCAAAAUGGAAUAUAUAGGUGAAGGCAAAGUUGAAGCGAACAUGUUAUUUGAAAAUUCUUAA